Molecule: messenger RNA, 645 nt
Organism: Phialemonium atrogriseum
Lineage: Eukaryota; Fungi; Ascomycota; Sordariomycetes; Cephalothecales; Cephalothecaceae
Exons: 4
Coding region: 157-420 (87 amino acids)
Source: RefSeq, a predicted model, not a curated record
UGAAAUGGCCUGAUUUCAAUUGGAAGCUUUAGCGGAUCAACCAAUGCUCCUCUAGCCGACAACCCGCAACUCAACUCCCUUCAAUUGUGGACUUGAAAGCUCGACCAACGUUCAACACAGCUCAAGUCACAUUCAUCUCCAUUCAAAACCGGCAGGAUGUAUGCCACGCGAUCCCUCAGAAUGUUCCGCCCUACGGCUCGCAUGAUGCGGCCCGUACCUAAGGAAGAGCAGGCUGCUCAUACCGUCUCCCAACGUCUGCGGCGCCUCCGAAGGAUCCCGCCCGAGCUUUUGCCUCUUGGUGUCGUCGUGAUCUUCGCUCUCGGCGCUGCCAGCUACUCGAGCCUCCGCCACUUCCUUACCGACAAGACCAUGCGUCUCAAGCGCCAGAACCGCGCCGCAGACAAUGCGGAACAUCAUUGAUAUUGAAAUCGGCGAGACGAAGACAAGGGGCUGGCGUUCACACUUGAGAGAGAAUAUUUGUACAUGAUGUUCAGAAUACAGCCGUACGCACUGGACCGAGGAUUCCAUUUUCCCUGAUGGCUUUGAUGUUUCAAAACUUGGCCAAAACUUUUCACCAUAACGCCGCUGUCAUGCUAGAAAACCACCCUGGGAUCCCCCCCCCCAAAAAAUGGCUCAACUCCAUUA